Ostrea edulis (European flat oyster) is the source of this 4383-nucleotide messenger RNA. RefSeq names its product chondroadherin-like. Gene Ontology annotation, molecular function: protein binding. The record is from RefSeq and is a predicted model, not a curated record. The coding region runs from base 140 to 1699 and encodes 519 amino acids. The transcript has 2 exons. NCBI's taxonomy places the organism in Eukaryota, Metazoa, Mollusca, Bivalvia, Ostreida, Ostreidae.
CAGGUAAAAGCUCUACUUUACGUCGUACCGUGACAGGUGCGCUGAAAAUUUAUUGAUCCCCGUGGAAACACAGGAAAUAUACCAACACGACAGAGGACUCCAUAAGCUGUAAAUAUCAUGUAACAGAGCAGUAGUGAAAAUGUGCUUAAUCGUGGUACUUCUAGUGGGAGUUAUCGUCCCUGACACAGCUUGGUCGGCUGCGGAUCUCUGCCCUGAAAAUUGUCAUUGUGUGAAAGACACUGUAAAUUGCAACAGCCAGACGACGGUCCCACAGCAAUUUGGAGAUUUUUCCGCCAUUCGGAUCUUCAAUCUAUCUCACAACAACUUGACAUCAGUAACCCAGAACGAUUUUGUGAAAUUUAUCAACCUACAGAAAUUAUAUUUGAACGGGAAUGAUAUUUCAACCAUCGAAAAUGGAAGCUUUUCGUCGCUGGGUCAAUUAUCAUUAUUGAAUAUGUCGUCCAACAACUUAAAGCAGAUAGAACAUGGAGUGUUUUGCAAUCUCACCAAUCUGAAGACCCUGUUACUAAAUAGAAAUUACAUCACUAAUCUGUCAAUGGAUGUCUUUCACAACGUUCCAAACUUAGAGCAUCUAAGCUUGUCCGAAAAUAGAAUCCACGUAAUGAAUUCAGGUACCUUUCCACUUCCGGGCUUGCGCACUCUUAAUUUAGAUAACAACAGUCUGUCCAUGAUCCCAUCAAAUAUUUUCAACUGUACACCAAAUCUGCAAAUCAUUAAACUGAAUCUCAACAGAAUAUCCAACAUAUCAGACUACAGUUUUUCAAGUAUUCCCAACGUUUCGCACGUUAGUUUAAACUAUAAUCAUAUUACGCAUAUUGCAAUAGAGGCUUUUGAAGUCAGACAUUCGAAUCCAAAUACGUUAUUGGAGUGCAGAAUUGAGUUUUUCUCCAUCUUUGGAAACCUACUCAUGGACGUACCUCAAGCGUUGAACGAUCUUACAUACGUCGUCCAUUUGGACAUUAGUGAUAACAAUAUUGCUCAAAUCAAAACGCAAUCUUUAUAUCGACUCAAAAAACUUCGUUACCUUCGCAUUUCCGAAAUGCCGCUUCUAAAACAUAUCGCAUCAGACGCAUUUGGAGGUCUAAAUCUACGAGAUGUAUACAUGUCGAAAAAUCCCAUGUUGAAAAAGCUACCCGAAAACCUGCUUCAGGAUAUGAGUGAGUUGAGAGUAGUUAUGAUCAAUAAUAAUGGCCUCCAGUCCGUACCCAAAAGUCUAUGCAACUGGCAACAGCUGAUGGACGUCAUGAUGGACAUGAAUAACUUUAUUUGCGGUUGUGGGAUUCGAUGGCUUCAGACAUAUCACGGAUGGGGUACCCCACAAACGAAGCAACACAUGCUGAAUUUAAAAUGCCAUAAACCAAGUCACCCACAGAACGUCCUGAUCGAAGACUAUGAUUUCGACCACCUCGCGUGCACAUACCCAGCAGUUGUGCAGAAGUCACGUGUUCUUGUAGGACUGAUAGCAGCUACACUUGCACUGCUUACAGUGUGCAUGAUUCUAUUUCUUGUUCGCUACCGGAAGCGACUGACCUUCCAGUACAGACAGUUCAAAUACAAGCGACACUCGGACUCCGCUUAUACUAUUGAUACCGAUUGCAAAUACAGUGAUCUCUCUACGAACGGCGAUCUCCAUGGAGACGUGCCCACAGCACGGGAUAAGGAUAUUCUCCUGACAUGACGUCAUUAUUACUGUGUUAUCCUCCCACUAUAAAUUAAUAGGGUAAAUAUGCUAAAUAAAGUCAUUCAUAAUUGCGGUAAAAUCCAAGUGUAGGUACAAAAAAAUGUAGUGAAAAUGUGUACUAGUUCAAAAGUUUUUGAAAUAAGAGGCAUUACUAGCGGAUUGAAUUGUUUGAUUAAAAUAUUAUAGACACUAUAUAUUGUACAUACGCCUAAUCAGGAAUUCCUGCUCUAUAUAAAAUCCAACAGAAGUCUUCAAAAUAUACAUGUAAGAUUAGAGUAAUAACUUAGUCCUUUAUAUGACAUUCAAGUACUACAGUAUAUGAUUUAAUUAAUCAUGUAUGUAUAAUUCCAUGCGUGGAUCCGGGAUUUUUAUAGGGGUGGGUGAGUCGAAGUUUAGUUAAAAGAAACUCUUUUAAAAUAACAAUAAAACGCAAAAGGUUUAACUCAAUGCAAAGCUCAGCAUCUCAAAUCGUUGGGGUGGGUGGGUCAUUCAGUAAAUUAAUUCGUCUGUCAAACUUAUAUUUUAUAAAUGUUAUUUUAAAGGGGCUGGCGGUAAAUGAAGCUCUGUAUUUGAUACAUAACGUAUUUUACGUGUAAAUAUAAAGGGGAAAGUAUAAUGUCCAAAAAGAGAAAUCAUUGAAAUAAUCACUGGUUACCCGCCAGAUAGACGAUCGUACAAUUUCUUUUCGGUCAGUUAUUUCCAAUGUUGAACGUAGUAGCGACAGUUUAAAAAAUACUAAAGUCAGUGACGUUUAUGACGAUUCAGUAGCAUAUAUAAUUCCGUAACGUAAAUGAAAGAAGGAUAUCAUACAAAUCGUUCCAGUGUGCACACCUUUGAUAUCACACUGUGUAAUUAUUUCAUGAUUUGUAAUUUGGUUCUAUCCAUAUUACUCAGCACGCAGAUGAAGUUAUUUAUAAAUCAUGAUUUCUAAGGGGGUGGAAUCCAGACCUCUCCCACCCUAUCCCUCUAGAUCCGCGCAUGGAUUGUAAAUUUGUAUUGUACAGUGUAUUUCCAAGUUGCUCGUAGUAUAUUUCGGUAUGAUAGAGGAGUUUAUUUCUUUACGUGUAGUAUUAAUUCCUAGAAUUAUGACGAAAACCACUAGACACAGGAUUCGUUAUCUACAACACUAUAUUUCAUUGUAUGGAACUUUUUAUCUACAGCUAAACUAUUUAUUUUUGUUAUCAGUACAUAUUAAUUUUCGUGUAUAAGACGUGCCCUUGCAUGUUUUGAUAGAACCAAAUGUAUUUACAUACAAAAUUACAAUGCACACGGGAUUCAUAUUUUUAUUCAAGUUUUUUUCCCUUUUGUAAUGGUCCAUAUUAACCGCAUGCAAUUUAUAUUUACGACAAUAAAUUCAAUUUAUAUACGUGUAUACUGCUUCAGUGUUAAAAAACUGACAAACUCAGAAAAAUAAUCGAUAGAAAUCAUUUCCUCCUAUGAGAGAACUUUUUAAGAAGUUGUGUUAAAAUAGAUUACCAAUACUGUAGCAUACCUUCUGCUGUAAUUUUGUCAAAGAAAUUGAUUCCAUUUUUAGUUUUGCAUAUUGUAAUGACAAUUAAGAAUUGAAAAUCUUCCAUGGUAGAUUUGAUGUUCAUUUAUUUAUCCUACAGCAUCGCUUUGUUUUGAAUUUAUGAGAUUGAUCACUUUCCGUAUCUUUAUCUUUUACACCACAUUAUUUACAUUGUUUUCUUGUUCACCUUGUAUUGUUAGACGUAUUUCAAACAAUAUCUAAACAUUUCUUUUCUGUGUGUGUGUGUUUGUAUGUGUUUUUGUAUGGUGUGUAUGUGUGUGUGCGUGCUUGUGUGUGUUCUCAAUUGAAUCUCUAUCUGAAACUAAUUAAUACGUUACUGAUAUAUACAUGUAUCACUUAAUUCCAAUCAAUAAGGGUACUCUGGAAUUCCAGCUUCUCUCUCUCUCUCUCUCUCUCUCUCUCUCUCUCUCUCUCUCUUCAUUAUGUAUGCACACAACACGUUUUAAAAGCUUGCACACCAUAUGUGACCUAAAUGAUGUAUCAUGAUUACGAAAUUUUUCAUGGAAAUACUGGCCUCAAGACCAUUAACUGAGAAUAUUCUUAAGUCUAAAUUUCAAAUACAGCUAACUUUUGAAAUAAUUUUUAUCAACAAAUAAAAAUUUUCAGUAUACGUUUGCAUUUGAAUUUUUUGCAAACCUGCAGUGUUUUUUUUUAAACAUCUGUGCUGGAUAAAUCUUAAGAUAUAAGUAAUUUUUACUUAAGUCUAUUCUCAGUUUAUGGUCUUGGGGCCUGGUUUGUGUGUUAUAUGCAUUUUUAGUAUUUCACUAAUUAUCAUAGAAGAAAAUUAACUAAGACGAUGUUAUCGGGACGUUUGUAUCCGCUGUGACUUCUUUCAAUAUGCAGUGGCGGAUCCAAAAUUUGGAAUUUUGAUUAUUUUUUGUGUUUUUGCAGUAUAUUCACCUGAAUAGGCAUAAUAAGAUGUAAAUCGUUACUUAAACUCUGGAAGGUUUUGUUUUAAGAAAUUCUGUUUAAGAUAUAUUUUCUUGAAUUCAAAUUCUUAAACAAAUUGGAGACAUUUGAUUCUUUUUCUUCAGUUUAUGGAAUUAUUCCAUGCUACUCAAGAUUUGUUGAAUUUUUUGUUCUUAAUAUGAAAAUUGUGUUAUCUAUAUGCUGUAUUUGGUUUGUACUUUAUUAAACUUGCUAUAUUGAA